AUUUGAUAUAUCAAGUGAAUUCUCUCUUUAGAUUAUUAAAGCCACUAGCACACUAAUAGAAGUUUAUCCUAACUAGCAUUAGAAAUUACCCAUUUGCACUUUUUUUUUAUCACCCGAUUUUAUUAAUAUCAGAUAAGAUAUAUCUAAAUCGACUGUCCAACAACGACCAUAAUUACGACCAAUAAUUUUUUCAUAAUUAAACCUAUUCAAUUCUUAGUUUUGUCUUGAAGGCACAUAAACUCAUAUAAAUAUAUCCUUAUUCAAUUCAUAAUGUUUACAUACUCAGACUUCCAAGGAGACGCUCAUUUUCAUAUAACACUGCUUGGCUUGGACGCUACUAUUCCACAACAGCUUGCCAGUUCACCAAACCAACCAGCAGACAAUGUUGUUUUCAAACAAAGUUAUACUCAAGAUGUGUUUUUGAAUGACAACAGUAUUAUCACUGGCCCACACUCACUUAUUAAUUCUGCCAAUAAUUCCACCACCUCCACUACAACCACUACUCCUUCUGUAUCAUAUCCAUUCAAUGACAUGAUUGACUUACAAGUUAAGUUUGAUAACAUUCUUGGCAAUGAUUUUAUUACCAAUCCUAAACCAUUUUUGGAAGAUACUACCUUAAACUCAUAUCACACUACCACUAAUUCUCAAAACAUUACUGAUUCUACCAAUACUAUUAAUACUAUUAAUAACACUAAUAACAAAGCCACAGUUACUCCUGGUGAUUAUAACUCUGCUGGUCAAUCUAUCUCAACUACUCCGGUUUCUCCGGUUCCUUUUGUUGUCUUUGAUCAAAAACAACAAGACGAUUACUUAAGUUACAACGAACAGUACUUGUUUGAACAACCUUCUCAAAUAACCGUUAGUCAACCACAACAACCAGUUUCUCAAGCUCCAAUUCAACAUACUCACAGUCUCAUUGACUUCCAUGAUGGAUACUAUAACGAGUUACCUAACCUUCAUAGUCAUAACCAUAUCCACAACCAUGAAUCGGCAUACAUUAAUCAUUACAGCACUGAUCCAACCACUCCAGUAUCCAACGAGUUUGACUUAUCCCCAAAGCAAACUACACAUACUCUUCAACGUCCAUUACCUCAUACCAGUAUGUCAUACCCCGAUUUGUCAACCAUGAGAAACAGAACUUCUGUUGUAUUGGCUUCUCAAAGUGUCGAGCACAGUCCAAGGUUACAAAGACAAGAGUCUGCUUUUGAUGUCAGAGCUGCUGUUGGUUCCACUAGUAUUUUCAACCUUGGUGGAGGUGCUGAUUCUAAAUUAGUCUUGAAUACAUCGCCACGUACAGUUGGUCAUAGCCACAACCACAACCACAGUCACAACCAUCGUCUUCACCAUCACCUUCAUAGACAAUCACCACCUAAACCAAUCAAGCCAGAAUUAUUGUCCAAGUUUUCUGAAGAACAAAUAAGGCUGAUUAAGCUUGCUGAAACUGACGCUAAAUGUCGCAACCAUUGUAAUGCAAGUUUUGCCAAUUACAUGCAAUUAAUAGACCAUUUUGAAGAAUUCAAACUUUCUUCUUUUGAAUUUAGAGGCUUUAAAUGCCCUGUACAUGAAUGUCCUAUGAGUAUAAUUGGUUACGACAAAAAGGCUGAUUUAAGACAUCACGUUGUUAUUGACCAUUUCAAAAAGGGGAAGGUUAUCGAUGAAUGUUGUCAAUAUUCAAGUGAAUUAAAGAGUAUAAUAUACGUCUGUAAUGACGACAAUUGUGGAAAAGGUUUUUACCGUCGCGAUUCCUUGACUAGACACAUAAAAUUGGUUCAUAAUGGUGAACCUAAUGUGUUUAAUCAAAAGAAGAAAUUGGAGAAUGCUGAAAAGAAGAGAAAGAGAAAAAGCAUUGCUAAGUAAACAAAAAUGAACCGGUGUCAUUUUUUUAUUUUUUAAAUUCUAUUCUUUUUUUGCUAGUGUUGUGUGGGUUUGAUUUCAGUUUUUGCUUACAGUUUGGUUAGAUUCUCAGAUAUUAUAAAGAUUUCUUAUUGUUACACUACUUUUGUUUUUUUUUGUAUUUGUUUUAACAUUCUAUAACUAAAUUCACUUCUAUUAUUAUACAAUUAUACAUUUACGCUAGUUUUUGAGUUAUUCAUUUCAUAAUAAACAUUUCUUUUUUAGCAACUUUAAAUUCGUGUGAAGAUUUUGGAACCAUUGCCGAAAAGAGAAACCUUGCAUGUUGCAAAAACUUUUUAAAGUUUUCGUAAAAGUGAAACAUUGUAACUUAAUACAGAUUGUUGUCAACGAGCAAAAUAAAUUAGUUAUUAGAAUUAUAUACUGUUCUAUGGAAUCCAUCGACCCUUCCCUCCCACAUCAAUAUCGUUUCUUCUACCUUCAUCCAAAUCAACGUCAUGCAAAUUAACCCACUUGGUUCUAUUCCACAACUUAUACCCAAAAUAAAUAACAAAAAAGACUGGUAACAAGAUAUAAGCAUCAACCCAAUUACCCGCAUCAAAUGGUUUGAAAUAAGACCAACCUUGAAUCAAGGCAAGGAAAAUAUUAAGCACAAUCCCUAGGAUUGGUAAAUAAGGAUACCAUAAUCCCUUGUAAGGCAAUUCAUCCACUGACCUACCUUGCAAUUUCCAUGCUCUUCUGAAUCGAAGAUGAUAGAAACAUACAUUACCCCAAACAAUGAAAACUGCUACCCCCGAAAGAUUAACAAUGUAUCCAUACGCCUUAGCAGCACCUGUACUUACAUUCAUCAUAGAAAGGAAGCCAAAACAGUUCAUCAAUAUCACAGCAGCAUAGGGAAUACCUCGUUUAUUAACUCGUCUAAGGAACCUUGGUGCACUUCCUUCGUGAGCUAAGUUAACUAUGGUUCUUGAUCCAAUAUAAAUGGAUGAAUUAAUUGCCAGAAUACAUGUUAAUAAGAUGAAUGCAUUCACUAAAUGUGCACCACCUUCCCAACCGGCUCUUUGAAUAGCAAUAGUCAUUGGAGAUCUCAAAGUUUUAGUUCCAGCAGCUAAUGAAGGAUCAUUAAAAGGAACGGUCAAUCCAUAACUUACAGCAAUACCCAUGUAGAUAAUCAAUAUACGCCAGAAAGUUUGACGAAUAGCAGCUGGGACAGCACGACUUGGGUUCUUUGCUUCAGCAGCACUGACAGCAACAAUUUCAGUACCACUAUAGAAAGUACUGGCAAACACGAAGGUGUUAACCACCCCUUUGAAUCCAUGAUUGAAAGCUCCUGGAUCAUUCCAAUAAUGAAACCCAAAUGCAGGAGUUCCGCUUACACCACCAGCACAAUAAACAAUGGAAAAAAUAUAAAACGCAACUAAUCCACAAAUUUUCAUUAAUGCUAACCAAAACUCAGCCUCGCCAAACGCUUGAACCCCGAGGAAUUGGAAUGCCAUAAAUGCUGCCCAGAAAAUAAGAAUGUAACCAUAUAACGGUACUUGUGGUCCCCAAAAUUGCAUGAUUGCUGCAACAGUAUUAUAUUCAUUAGCCAACACUGCAAUCCAAAUAAUUACAUAGUUCCAUCCCACGGCACAUCCAAAGGCAUGAUCAACAAAUUUAUUACCUAAAGUAGAGAAUGUACCUCCUGUAGGGUAUAUAGUUGCUAAUUCACCCAAGGAUUGCAUCAUUGCAAACGCAAUUAUACCAACGAUACCAAAUCCAAUAAUUAAUGAAGCAGGACCAUUUGCUAAUGCAAGUGAAGCACCGAUAAGAAUACCAGGACCAAUAAUACCAGCAAGGGCAAUAAGUGAAAUGUGCCUAUCUUUAAGAGCACGUUUUAAGUGUGUGUUAUGAUCAACUAUAGAAUCAAUAUCUGCUGAAGCUAUCAGAUCUUCCACUAUUUCCUUUGAUUUCUCUUCAUG
Molecule: messenger RNA, 3812 nt
Organism: Spathaspora passalidarum NRRL Y-27907
Lineage: Eukaryota; Fungi; Ascomycota; Pichiomycetes; Serinales; Debaryomycetaceae
Gene: RME1
Product: Rme1p
Exons: 1
Coding region: 271-1857 (528 amino acids)
Source: RefSeq, a predicted model, not a curated record